Molecule: messenger RNA, 588 nt
Organism: Protopolystoma xenopodis
Lineage: Eukaryota; Metazoa; Platyhelminthes; Monogenea; Polystomatidea; Polystomatidae
Source: the annotation of a GenBank genome assembly
AUGCUUCCAUAUAGAAUCUUUCCCGCCGGCUGUUUUUCGUCUGCCUCCAGUCUUUUUGCCGCAUUCUCAACAGCACCUGGCUCACCUCGUGGCGGUGGUUGCGGUAGUGCAAUCUCCGCUUCCCUGCUCCGACAGUCAGGCUUUCUGGGUCCUCCUGGUGGAUUGUCCUUUUCCGCUACCCGAGCGCCUUCGAGUGUCGGGACUGAUUCAGAGGAAACUAUCGAUCAGGACGAGACGCCUGAACAGAAAGCAGAGCGGGAGCGUACUCGACGACAGGCGAAUAACGCUCGCGAAAGUUCACUUUUGGGUGGAUUAUUGGACAACCAUUCUUUCUAUAUGAGUCUCGCAUCGAUGUACGCUAAUUCUGACCAACCACAUACAUAUAUCAACGUGUCUAGACUCCGUGUGCGUGAGAUCAACGAUGCUUUCAAAGAACUCGGCCAAAUGAUCAAUCUACAUACAGGCAACAGCCAACCCUUGACCAAGCUGAUGAUACUUCAACAGGCUGUCACUGUCAUCACAGGCCUCGAAUUUCAAGUUAGAGGUAUCGGCUAUACUGCAAGCUAUGUGAAACCGCAUGUGCUUUAG